Physcomitrium patens is the source of this 2557-nucleotide messenger RNA. The record is from RefSeq and is a predicted model, not a curated record. NCBI's taxonomy places the organism in Eukaryota, Viridiplantae, Streptophyta, Bryopsida, Funariales, Funariaceae.
ACCUCAAAACUCUAGCUCAGGUUGGAAGGGAUUUUCUGUUGCCUUACAAUCUAAUCCUCAGCCACACAAGGAGUUCAAAUUUUAUUUUAUGAUGUUUAUUCAUAUUUAUUAAACAUUUAGUGUUAGAAAUUCGACAUGUUUCUUGACUUGUUACUCUUAGGAAGUAAUGUUAUUCAUAUCAUUCAUAAAAUCGCAUGCUGAAUACAUUUUAAUAUACUUCAUGGCAUUUCAAGUUUCAAGAUCAUGGCAUGGUAUGUUAAUGUUUCAGUAAUUUUGUUCAGUUGCUUCUUUUAAAUAUUAUUUUUACAAAGUGUCUUACUGAAGAAACUUGACUUAAACAGAAAAUUAAGAACAUAUUACAAUUAGAAAAUGCCAAAUCUGAAUAGUUGUACAAACUCGGAAAAGGAAAAUGCACAAGAAAAGCACAAGAAAAGCACACAUGACAGUGGCAAACCAAACCUAAAAAUAUUCAAAAAUGCUACUGCAAAAGCAAUAAAUCCAUGUUCAAAAGAGCAAAACUCAAAAUGGGUCAGGCAUCGAGGAGUUCAUCCAUACAACAAGCAAACAAACAGCCCACAAAAUAACACUGCACCGCGAGCGCAAGUGAAGCUCCCAGCGAUGUCGAGGCACUCACACGACACACAAUCCCGGUCGCCUUUGGAGCGGGGAUGCGGCACCUCGAUGUUGCUGUUAUCAUCGCCAUUGCAUCACCUGCACAACAAUACCCUUUAGUCCACCACGCAUGCCCGACUAGUGGUUGGAGACCACUGUUCCGAUAAGGGCAACGACUGUUUCAGGCGCAUUCAUCUCAACUUGGAAGUAAUCAGGCCGCACUACACUAACCGAUUGAUCGAUCUUUGUAGAAUGGAUAGUCACUAUGCUUCAUUUGUCCUCAAUGCGUGUGGUUAAAAUGAUUGACUGUCCGGGUGAUGUGAAGUAGAGGCGCAUCUUGCGUCGAGAACAGCAUAGUCUGUACAUUUCCUACCAACUGGUAAAGACUCAACCUGCUUAUCGAGGAUCUUUAGCUUACUUGUCACUCUCAGGGAACUCCUCUGUCAGCAACGACGACGGAUGCCGUCGAUCAGGGAAAUCGGCGAGAGGUAGCCGUGGACCAUGAGACACGCUCAUGUCAACCGAUUCGCUCGACAGUCUCCUCGGCGAUGUAUAUAGGGCGAUCCGACUUCAAUUUGAAAUGGAGCCCUGACAUUUCUGUGGAUUGCGCAUGUCAACUUAGCUUUAUGCCAGUUUGUUCUUUGGCGUAAAAUUCUUUGAUGUAGCUGAACAAUCUGUCGCAUUGAUAACGUUCAUGGCUACCCUAGGAGGGAUUGUGUUUGUGGCGGCUCUUAUCGUGGUUGCCAUGGAGCCUGUGCUCACGGCGAGUGCCACGAUUGGGAUCGCUAUUGGAGUAGUUGGGAAUGACUUGCCGUCCUAAACCGCGAUCGUUCAACUGUUGAGAUCCCGCGCAGUGACGAAUGUGAGAAUUUACAAUGCCGAUCGAGAAAUGCUGACCGCUUUCAAAAACUCCAGCAUCAUAGUCACUGUGGCAGUUCCGAACUAUUCUGUGGGGACCUUCGCCAGCAGCCCGGAAGCGGCCUUGAACUGGAUCAACACCAAUGUCAAGCCAUUCGCUAGAGUAGGAAACGAGUGGCUGCAUCAGGGCCGAGACGUGUCCAUACUUCUGUCUGCGAUGCAGAAUACUCAUGCGUCGCUAGUGGCGCUCAGCCUCAACAUCAAAGUGACAACACCCCACGCCUCCGACGCCACAGGCUUUCCCCCAUCGGAGGGAAAGUUCCCGAAACCAGACGCCAUGAAACGUAUCCUCCAAUUUCUCAAGGAAAAGAAUUCUGCUUUCAUGUUGAACGUCUACCCAUUCUUCGCUUACACACUUAAUGCUGCCAUAGAUAGGAACUACGCGGUCUUCAAUCCAAACAACAAACCUGUGAUAGAUAUGGGAAGGACAUACACGAACUUGUUCGACGCCCUGGUGGACACUCACAGGAGCGCUAUGGCCACUCUUGGCUACCCCGAUUUUCCUCUGGUCAUUGGGGAGUCCGGAUGGCCAAGUGCCGGAAGCAACGCUCGUGGAGUCAACAUCCAGGAUGCGCAGACAUACAACAACAACUUGGUGAAGCAUGUGCUGAGCAACAAAGGCACUCCGAUGCGUCCCAACGUCAGAAUGCCGACGUAUAUCUUCGCGCUCUUCAACGAGAACUUGAAAGGUGGUGGGAUCGAGAACAACUGGGGUUUGUACCACCCCAACAUGACUCCAGUCUACAGUAUCAAUCUAUCCGUUUAGGACCUCUAUCGAUGAUUCUUAGAGAUUCUGCAACAUUCGGCAGACAUUGGUUGUUUAGUUGGGGCCAUGUGCAGCCAAUGACAAUGAAUUCUCGGAGUCAGUCCUAGACCGCAACCGAGAACUGUCAUUUGCGAUCGGAUGCGGUUCGGAUUAGGAAGUCGAGGCAGUGCUGUAGAACUUUUCAAAGAGCUGAAAAGUGGUUUGAUAAUGAACAAAAUGUUCGAUGGUAACUUCAACGGUGUGAAUAAAGUUGGUUGUGUA